CAAAAACACUAUAGUAUAUACUAUUUAUUUUACUGCAGUAUUUAUAUAGUAAACUGUAUAUACUACUACUAAUAAUACUAAGCAACAAGGCAUGAGGAGGUUUGGUAUAUGGUUAAUAAACCACGGCUCUGUGCUGUUCUAACGCAUGACACAAUGCGGAGUGCCUGGGCACAUCCCUUAGCCAUGGUAUAUUGGCCAUAUACCACAAACCACAAGGUGCCUUAUUGCUAUUAUAAACUGGCUAACAACGUAAUUAGAGCAGUAAAAAUAAAUGUUUUGUCAUCCACCUGGUAUACGGUCUGAUAUAACACAGCUGUCGGCCAAUCAGCAAUCAGGGCUCAAACCACCCAGUUUAUACUACAGUAUUUUUUCAUGUGGAUCUCCAAAGACAUAUUUGGCAGAAUAUUUUGUGAUUUACCUCAGCCAGAGUAGCUGAGCGUGUUGAUUAUUGAAUCAGUAGGCCUGUUUAUCUCUUGUUUGUGUCCAUACUGUAAUGACAGUAAUGUGGUAAACAAAGAAUGUCAAAUCCCAAACCACCCAACAUCACCAUAGCUCCUUCUUUGAGAGGUGUUCAUUUAUGGUUUGCUGCCAGCACUGUAGGCUACGAUUAAACAUAGUUUCACAGUGGUCCAAAAUUCCUGAAGAAAUAGAGGGGAAUUCUUAAAUAUUUCUGUGAGAGGAACACCCUCUCAUAGCAACAGGGAGGUGGUGUAUUUACUAAAUGAAAGAACACAUGUAUUUUGGUUCAUAGGUUGUGUAAGAUCAUCUCUCCAGGAGUGUUAUUAUAGACCAGGAACAUGUUGUUAUCCCCAAAGACUGUGACUCAGUUGUUCCUUUCUGAUGGUUUUUUCUGAACUCAACAUCUUCCAUGUUGUUCAUCUGAGGCUCCCUCUGUAUGACGUUUUUGUGGAGCUAUGAGCCAGAUUCAUCUCAAUGUUUUCAGCUGUCUUAUGUGCAUAUCUAUCUUGUAGGACAUUCCUUGGCUGCUCUGCCAGCUUGGUUGUGGUUUUGGAAGAACCCUCAGUUCCAGAGGAGGCUGGUGUGAGGAGCUAUAGGAGCACGGGCUCAUUGUAAUGGCUGGAAUGGAUUAAAUGGAACCGUGUCAAAUAUAUGGAAACCACAUGUUUGACUCUGGUACAUUGAUUCCAUCCCAGCCACUACACUGAGCCCGUCUUCCUAUAGCUCCCACUACCAGCCUCCACUGCUUAGUUAUAUGUCUCCAUUGUAGAAAAAGAAGAAAGGAAAGAAGGGCAGUAAGAAGAAGAAGAAGAAAGAGAAGGAUCUGACAGCCGACAGAACCCUUGAGUCUCUGUAUGAAGAGCUGGUGCUGGAAGGCUUCUUGAUUAGACCCUUGAACAUCAAGCUCUCUGAGUACAUUGGUGAGUUCAGCUACCUGGGUACGACCCUGCGCCAGGCAGACAUUGAGCCCAUGCCCUCUCUGUCAGACGUCAGACAGCUCAUUGCCCUUUAUGGGAUCCUGCCUCUGGGUUCCCAGUCCGUCCAUCAGAAGGCUCCCCUGAUGAAGACUCUGCUGCUGGCUGGUCCUGGAGGCGUAGGGAAGAGGAUGCUGGUCCAUGCUCUGUGCACUGAGACCGGGGCCAACCUCUUCAACCUGUCCCCCAGAAACCUGGCUGGGAAGUACCCUGGCAGGAGCUGCCUCCAGUACCUACUGCACAUGGUCUUCAAGGUGGCUCGCCAGCUGCAGCCCUCUGUAAUAUGGAUCGGAGAUGCAGAGAAAACAUUUUAUAAGAAAGUCCCGAAGCUGGAGAAAGAGAUGGAGCCUAAGCGUCUGAAGAAGGACCUAGUAAAGGUGCUGAAGUCUCUGAAGCCUGAGGAUCGUGUUCUGGUCGUAGGGACGUCCCGGAGGCCCUUUGACGCAGACCUCAAGCCCUUCUGUAAAGUCUAUAGGAAGAUCAUCCUCAUCCCUAGACCUGACUAUGCCUCCAGACUGGUGCUGUGGAGGGAGCUGCUGCGUGGCGGCGGUGCUCGCCUCACCCCCAGCCUGGACCUCAGCUCCCUGGCCAAGGUGACAGACGGCUACACCCAGGGCCACAUCCUGCAGGCUGUGAGGCAGGUGCUGACCCCUCGCAGGCUGGCCCAGCAGACUACCAGACCACUGACCGCUGAAGAGUUCAUCCCUCCACUGGCCAGACAGGACCCCGUCUACAAAGAGGAGGAGGAGGCCUUUAAGAUGUGGUACGGCAGGACACCUUUGGGUAAGAAGAGGGCACGGGCGGCCAAGGCCAUCGAGGAGGAGGGAGAGUCGGGCAAGGACAAAGACAAGCGGGGCACUGGGAAGAAGACAGGGAAAGAAGAGAAAAGCAAGAAGAAAAAUAAGUAAAUGUCAGAGACAAGAGAUAGAUGUGGUCAACAUUGGGGAGGUCUACAGAUAGGAACUUUCAGGGGAUGUGAUUUACAUUCCUCCUACUUAGAUAUGAUGGACGAUACAUGUACUACCAGUCUAGGACUGUCAAUGUCAUGACAACAGUACAACGGUAACAGACGAUCAUGUUAUGAUCAUAAUGACAAAAGUAGCUGUUUAUCUUGCAUGAGACCAGAUAUAAAGUAUGUGAAAUAAA
Oncorhynchus masou masou (cherry salmon) is the source of this 2579-nucleotide messenger RNA. RefSeq names its product dynein regulatory complex protein 11-like. Lineage: Eukaryota; Metazoa; Chordata; Actinopteri; Salmoniformes; Salmonidae. Gene Ontology annotation, molecular function: ATP binding; ATP hydrolysis activity. The transcript has 8 exons. The record is from RefSeq and is a predicted model, not a curated record. Bases 1430 to 2341 code for a protein of 303 amino acids.